Messenger RNA from Rubroshorea leprosula, 908 nucleotides. The record is from the annotation of a GenBank genome assembly. Lineage: Eukaryota; Viridiplantae; Streptophyta; Magnoliopsida; Malvales; Dipterocarpaceae.
AUCCGAAUCUGAAAUCUGAAUAUAUUUAGAUGCCAAAGUCAGAGAAAGAGAAGGGUUUUUGUUGGGAAUAAGGCAGAUCUUCUCAAAAACAGUAUGUUGUUUUGAUUUGUUGUCUCAGACUUUGGCAGCAAGCAGGUGUUGAUGUUUGUGAAUUUUGGAUUUUCUCAACUUCAUUACUCUUGUUCUUGCUAUCAAAGACACAAACUUUAUUUUUUUUCUUCACUAGGGUUAUUCUCCCUUGGAUCUCUCUUCUUUUCUAGGUCAAAAGAACAUUGAAUAAGGCAAGGAUUGGAGUUGGAGGGACAGAAAGAUCAUCCACUAGGGGACCAUUUAGGAUUUGGCCAUGUUUCUGCCGUCUUAUACCAACCUUUUGCAUUGUAAAAUUAGCCACAAAGUUGUCAAAACUAACACCGCAAAUUUUCAGCAACUUAUAAGCUAUCACAGGCACUAGUUAAUUGAAGGGGAGGAACCAUGAAAAAACCCAAAAUAAAACUUGUGCUGUACGGAAGGUUUUGACAACUUUGUGGCUAAUUUUACAAUGCAAAAGGUUGGUAUAAGACGGCAGAAACAUGGCCAAAUCCUAAAUGGUCCCCUAGUGGAUGAUCUUUCUGUCCCUCCAACUCCAAUCCUUGCCUUAUUCAAUGUUCUUUUGACCUAGAAAAGAAGAGAGAUCCAAGGGAGAAUAACCCUAGUGAAGAAAAAAAAUAAAGUUUGUGUCUUUGAUAGCAAGAACAAGAGUAAUGAAGUUGAGAAAAUCCAAAAUUCACAAACAUCAACACCUGCUUGCUGCCAAAGUCUGAGACAACAAAUCAAAACAACAUACUGUUUUUGAGAAGAUCUGCCUUAUUCCCAACAAAAACCCUUCUCUUUCUCUGACUUUGGCAUCUAAAUAUAUUCAGAUUUCAGAU